GUGAUAAAGAGUAGAGUAUGGGGGGGAGCAGGGUCUGAGGCAUUCCAAGCCUGAAAGGCCUACUGAUUGAGGACCUGGCCCCCAGAAGCUGGGGACAUUUUCUAAGAACUGCUUUUGUCCCAAGACCUGAUGGCUAGGGCUCCUCCUCAGGAGUCCAGAUGAUUCAGCUCCCGCAGGGGAGAAGCUGGUUCAGAUGGAGACUCCGGGCACGCACAGCCUGGGUGUCCAUUAGCUGCCUGUGGCCAGGCAGACAGAGGGACUGCUGGGUGAUGUCCUAUGCGGGCAGGUACAGAUGCCCACUUCUGGGCCAUUUGCAGAGGGGCUUGGCUGGGGCUGGAGAACCCAAGGGUAGGGGGGUGUUGUUGAAAUCAUAGACUUGUGCCUGGAGUUCUUUCUGAGGCUCUGCAAGCGGGGGGGAUCUGCUGGGUGAUUACCAGGGAGGACAGUGGCCCUGUGCCCUCUGUGUGCUAGGGGCCAAGCUGCAGUGCUGCUUACAUUGUCCCAUCCCACCUCUUCAGCACGUAAUAAGACUGGUCCUGUCCUCGCUGCUGUUUGUGCGUGAGGAAGUUGAAGGUCUGUUAGGAAGGUGACCAGCCUGAAGUCAUGCUGCUGGAGACCUGUGGGUCUAGCCAGCAUCUGUGCUUGGAGGGCCUGGAAGGCCCUGCAAUGUUGUCCUGGGUUGUGGAGCCCCUCUCCCUACUCCUCCCUGUCACAGGGGUCUUCCCGCAAGGCGGUGGGAAGAUAGCCUGGCCUGCACGGCAGGACCUGCUCUCAGGGGCCCAGGCUCUUGGGGGCUUGGCCCUAGCGUCUAGUAGGGCACUCGGGCCUGCCCUGGCUGGUGCUGUCCAUCAGAGGCUUGGUGUGCGACUGGUGCCAGGCAGAGUUUUCUAGGGCCCAGCUUCUGGCUGGGCAAAUCGGGGCAGGUACUAGGGCAGGACUGUACCGUCCAGCCCAACCUCUGCAGGGAUGGCUCUGUGCUGCCCUGGGCUAGGUCUGCAUUGCAGAGUUGGGUCUUGCUUGGGAGGCCAGGGGGCCUGGCUGGUGGGGAAGGCUACUGAGUAUGGUGACUAUCUACUAUGGACAGAUCACCUGGGCUGGGUGUCUGCUGGGGCCAUGGCAGCCACCUGGUGACCACCCAGAGAGCGUCCCUUGCAGGGCUGGUAAGGGUGAGCUGCACGUGGACGUUAGCUGGUCCCUCCCGCCAGACUGGCAGCACUCGGGGCAUCUUGCUUGUUCACCACGUUCCGACGCAGAGCUGAGCUGCUGGGGCUGAAGGCGCAGUGACCCUGCCUCUCCCUGGAGUCCAGGGGAGGGCAGGUGCCAUAUUACCUGAGCCUUUGUUGGGUCUGGAGGCUCCUAGAGGCUCGGUGGGGCCUGGCCCAGGAGCUUGGGUGUCCCUGCAGCCCCCAGGCUCUAAGGAGAGGCCUGGCAGGUGGGGUACCCAGUCCACUCCAGAGCAGUGGGCUUUCAGGGCAGUGCUGGGAGGUCAGCAGUCACACAUUCGGCUGCCUCUGGGUCCCCUCAGGAGGUCCCUGGACUCCAUCCCAAGUCUCCCUCCCUCAGGCCCAGGGCCUGGCUGGGCCACCUGGAGACAGGAGAGACCCCGUGGGUCAGGCCCUGCCUGGGCAGUAUCUCAUCAAGAGGCAUGUAGAACUGGAGCUGGCCACGCGGAACAGUGGGGGGUCCCCAGGCCCUGGUGGGGGUGUCUGAGUGUCCGUGUCCUGCGGGCCCUGGCACGGUUCUUGGUGUCCUGCCUGGCUUCCUCACUGGGACUUCACCAGGCAGCAGGUACUACUUCCUUCCCUGCCUUAUAGAAGCUGUAGUUGUAGCCCUUGCUUUGCCUCUGUCCCUUGGCCAGGGCUCUGAGAGGAGGUAUGACCGGGGCUCUUGUUCUGUACCUCCCACGGGGCGGCAACAGGCUCUGGUGUCCAUGUCCCUUCCCCUCCGAGUCUCUGGCUUCUCCACUGACCUUCAGGGUGGGACGGGAUAGGCUGCUUUCCUCCCUGACCGCUCUCAGAACCAGCCUCACUCCCCCACCUGAGCCAGCCAGCUCACCUUCCUCCUCUUGUACGUUUUCAGUUUUGAACUGACUUAGAAAUUGAGAUUUGAGUGCAGCUAGACUGUGGCAUUUGUGCAGAUGUGGCUUCUGUGAAUGAAGCCUUUGUCCCCAGCCCCGAAUUCCCACUAUCGGUCUUCAGCACACAGGUCACAUCCCUCACUAGACCCCAGGCACAGCCCAUGGGUGCUGAGAGCUCACUCAGCCUCCUCCAGCCCUCAGCUCAGGGUGCGCGGACCCCUGAGGCAAUGGGAUGGAAGCUGGUGUAUUCAAGGCCCCCAUCAUGUACGGGCUUGGCCAGGCAGUGGCCCGUGUACUAACGGUCACUUGAUGUGCGCUGGCUGUUUUAUCCACCUACUAGCAGAUGCCCGGCUGAAGGAGGAGCAGGCCACGUGCCCCAACUGUCGUUGCGAGAUCAGCAAGAGCCUCUGCUGCCGCAACCUGGCCGUGGAGAAGGCUGUGAGUGAGCUGCCCUCCGAGUGUGGCUUCUGCCUGUGCCAGUUCCCCCGCUCCCUCCUGGAGAGGCACCAGAAAGAGGAGUGCCAGGACAGGGUCACCCAGUGCAAGUACAAGCGCAUCGGCUGCCCAUGGCAUGGCCCUUUCCACGAGCUGACGGUGCAUGAGGCCGCGUGCGCCCACCCAACCAAGACGGGCAACGAGCUGAUGGAGAUCCUGGACGAGAUGGACCAGAGCCACCGCAGGGAGAUGCAGCUGUACAACAGCAUCUUCAGCCUGCUCAGCUUUGAGAAGAUCGGCUACACAGGCGGUUACUGCAGUGGCCGUGGGCCUCCUGAGGCCAGCGAGAAGACAGUCAGGGCCAGGGCUCCAGAACGAGCCGAGGGUCCCCAAGUCGAGCUGCAGAGCUGGGCGUGGACGCCCUGGGAUGGGCAGGCUGGACUGCACCCAGGCCCACUGGAUCUCUUGGGCUCUCCUGGCCACCACCACUGCCUUUGGACACGCUGGGGAGCAGGAGUCAGGCCAGAAGCUGGUCUAGACACAGAGAACAGCAAGAAGCACCUGCUGUCGCUGGAGCUGCUGGGGGUAUUCUGGUCCUCUCCUGCCCAGCCCACGCCAGGCGGCCGGCUCAGAGCAUCAAGGGCAGCCACAGGCAGCAGUCACACCAUGCUGCCUGGACUGGGCCUGGCGAGGUGUAGGCCUGUGUAGGCCCCACAGGCUGAGGGCCUGGGGCCUCAGCAGCAAAAGGCCACGGCCCCUGAUUAGUCGUAGCCUCAGCCAUCCUGGUGGGCAGCGUAUCACAGACAGUCCAGGCCAGGCCUCGAGGGUCCGGGCAGGCCGAGGCAUCGUGACUGCAAUGGCAGCCGGGCAGAAACAACUGGCCAUCUCCGUGGAGUGACUCGCAGGCCAUGGGCCGUGCUGAGAGGACAGUGUGACAGCAGUCGCCCACUGACGGGCGGGCCUGCGGCCGGCUGGCAGAGCCCAGCAUUGGGCCAGACACUGGCACUCCGCCUCACAGCCCAGCGCAGGCUUGGGUGCCACGCGCCAGCCCUCCUGCCGGCUUUUCUGGCAGCUCUGUAUCAGAACCAAUAAAGUGCACUUGUUCUCAGAA
Molecule: messenger RNA, 3623 nt
Organism: Vicugna pacos (alpaca)
Lineage: Eukaryota; Metazoa; Chordata; Mammalia; Artiodactyla; Camelidae
Source: RefSeq, a predicted model, not a curated record